AUGUCGGAACCAGCUGUUUUCAUUGUUGAUUUGAAGUCUAUGAAGAAUGAUAUGCUGUCUGCCAUUGAGAGCAUUGGCUUGGAUUGUCUGAAGAGGUUGCAAAAUCUUUCACAGUGUAUUGCUGUUAUUGUAUUCAACAUCUUGCAACAUCUCCUCAUCAUCAUUCUGAAGAUUUAA
Messenger RNA from Histoplasma mississippiense, 177 nucleotides. RefSeq lists its product with no specific name. The coding region runs from base 1 to 177 and encodes 58 amino acids. The transcript has 3 exons. NCBI's taxonomy places the organism in Eukaryota, Fungi, Ascomycota, Eurotiomycetes, Onygenales, Ajellomycetaceae. The record is from RefSeq and is a predicted model, not a curated record.